AUGGAUCACAUCUUGCAAGUCUUCCAGAAAGAACUCAUCUGCUCCAUCUGCAGGAACUACUUCAUAGACCCCAUCACCAUUAACUGUGGGCACAGCUUUUGCAGGCCCUGUUUCAACCUCAACUGGCCGAACAGGUCAGUUCUUGCUUACUGCUCUGAAUGCCAGAAAGCAAUCCAGAAGAGAGAGUUUCAUACAAAUGUCACUCUCAAGGAAAUGGUUCUCAUUGUCAGACAAGCCAGCCUGUGGCAAUUCCUGCGCUCUAGGAACAAUAGGUGUAGGAUACACAUGGAGGCAAAGCAGAUCUUCUGUGAGGACCAGAGGAGCCUGUUCUGUUUGCACUGCUCUACCUCCCAGGAUCAUAGGGCUCACAGACAUGGCUCAGCAGAAGAGGGGGCUGAGCAUCUCAGGGAGAAACUCCUCAAGACAAUGUGCUCUUUAUGGGAGAAAUAUUAUGAAAAUGACAGAAAUCUGAAAGUAGAAACUAUCACAUACAGAACUUGGGAGGUUUAUGUGACCUCAAAGGGUGAAGCUAUCAGAGUUGAAUAUGAUCAGUUGCCUCCAUUUCUCUAUCUGAAUGAGCAUCAUCAUUUAGAGAGACUGCAAAGAGAAGGCAAGGCGAUUUUUUACCAACUCAGGGACAGUGUAGCCAGGAUGGCAAACAAGAGAGAGCUUUUAAGAGGAAUGUAUACAGAGCUGAAGGAAAUGUGCCAUAAACCUGAUGUAGAGCUGCUCCUGGAUUUUGGAGACAUAUUGAACAGGAGUGAGGCAGUGUGUGUGCACAUGCCCCAGCCUGUGAAAGCAGAGCUCACUGCAGUGACCAUCCCAGGGAUGAUUGCAAGGUUCAACUUGUUCAAAGUGGAUACCUCUAUGAUUUUUGGAAGACCUCACAGUCAUGUCUUCCUACAGGGAGAUUUGAUAAGCCUGAGUAUUGGAUGUAUGAUUCAAGGUGAACCAUGUCCCUUUCCACAAUAUGAGUGUUUUAUGUACUGGAAUACUCAGACUUUUACUACCGGGAGACAUUACUGGGAGAUAUAUGUGGGAGACAUUUGGAAUUGGGCUUUAGGAGUCACUUGUGAUGAUUGGAUAUUGAUGAAUAAAAAUCUCCAUAAGGCAUACUAUCUUCUUGGCUGUGUUAAAACCAACAUUCACCACAAUGUCUUCACCACCAACCCACUUGUACUACAGUAUGUGCCCAAAACUAUUGGCCUAGUAGGGGUAUUCCUGGAUUAUGAAGGUGGAAGUGUGACCUUUGUAAAUGUAGCACAAAGUUCCCUUAUAUGUAGGAUCUCCUAUUGCUCUUUCUCUCUCCGUCUCAGGCCUUACUUUUGCUGUAGUCACUUCUGA
Molecule: messenger RNA, 1344 nt
Organism: Pipistrellus nathusii (Nathusius's pipistrelle)
Lineage: Eukaryota; Metazoa; Chordata; Mammalia; Chiroptera; Vespertilionidae
Source: the annotation of a GenBank genome assembly